Messenger RNA from Cooperia oncophora, 453 nucleotides. The record is from the annotation of a GenBank genome assembly. Lineage: Eukaryota; Metazoa; Nematoda; Chromadorea; Rhabditida; Trichostrongylidae.
AUGUCACAGCCAUUUCGAGACACGUCUAAUAAGACGCCUACAAGCAUGAUGAGAGACCUGACGAUACGAAAGAAUUCGGCAAGCGCUGGUCGUAAAUUCUCAUCACGCACAGCAACAUCAAACCAAACAUGCUUUGGUAUUGGUGGUACGACACAAAACCAGAAAGGAUUACGAAGAAGAGAUGUGACGCCAUCACGAGCCUACGUUGGUGGUGGUUUGUGUCCUGGAGGUGGUGAUCGUUAUGUUGCUAUGAGGAAGAGCGAACAGGAUUUAGAACUUGCUAGUUAUCUUAUGGCUCAGCCCACUGACUCUACUUUUAAUACGUCGAAUUCCGCUCCUUCCAGUCCACAAAAGAAUUACGAACAGGAGCAGAUGAAAAGAAUGAUGAGAGGUGAGCUUUCGAAUUCCAGGCCACAGAAAUGUAAAAAUUCAAUUAAUGGUGCUAUCUGGUGA